ACUUUUACUAACAGCGCACCCCACAACACCACCGACCUCGAAUUCCUCUUCCGCCCCGUCCUCUCGCCCGAUGCGCAGAUCAUCUACCCGACCUGGCCGACCUGGACGGACCGGAUCCAGCAGCGCUGGUCCGCGUACCAGGCCCCGUCGUAUAGGGCAGCCAUCCGGGUGGCGACUGUGUCGGAUGUGCAGAAUAUUAUCAAGACCGCCAACGCCCACGACAUCCCCUACCUCGCCACCGGCGCAGGCCACGGCGUCUCCGCCACCUUGGCCAACAUGCAGGGGGGCAUCAACAUCGACCUCAGCGAGUUCCGAUACGCACGCCUCCAUCCCGCCGGCGACCGCCUCACCGUCGGCGGGGGCACCAAGUUCCAGGAGAUGUGGGAUGUGCUGUAUGCUGCUGGGAAGGAGAUUCAAACAGGCGCCGCCCAAUGCGUCGGCACGAUCGGCGCCACCCUCGGCGCAGGGAUCGGCCCCCUCCAAGGCCGGCGGGGCCUAAUGAUCGACGCGCUCACCUCGGUGACGCUCGUCACCGCCGCGGGGGAGGUGGUGACGGCCUCGUCGACCGAGAACGCAGACCUCUUCUGGGGCAUGCGCGGUGCCGGCUGGAAUUUCGGGGUCGUGGUCGAGGCCACCUACCAGGUGUAUGAGGCCACGAAUGCGGGCCAGGUGCUGGAGGGGGAUAUGUUGUUUGCGGCGAGUGCGAACGCGAGUGUGUGGGAGACGUUAAGGGAGUUUGAUGGGGAGGGGCUGCCGGAUGUGUUGGCAGUAACUGUGGUUUUGGGGUGGAAUAAGGGGUUGGAUAUGGCGACUAUCUUGAUCAACUUCAUCUACUACGGCCCGCCCGAGGCCGCCGAGCCCUACAUCCAGCGCUUCCGCGCGCUGGGCCCGCUCCGCGAACGCUUCACCCCGGUGCUGGCCUGGAACAAACUCUACUCCAAGCUGUUCUUCAGCGAGGACCCGUCCCCCUGCGAGCACGACCUCCGGCUGAUCUACGGCGGUGCCGGGCUCAAGCGCACCGAUGUCGCCACGUUUAUGAAGUACACGGAUGCCUUUGCCGGCUUUGCGAGGGAGUAUCACGGGCGGAUCGCGGCGUCGGUCGUCUUCUCGCGGUUUCCGACGCAGGCGGUUAAGAGCGGGGACAAGGGGGGGGAGGACAUGGUGUAUGCGUUUCGGGACAUCGAGACGCAUGUGCUCUUCAAGGCGACGUUUGUAGAUGAGGAUGACCAGGCGGAGGAGCGGGUUAAUGCGUGGGUUGUGGAGAGUCGGGAGUGGUUUGCGCGGACUAGUGGGUUUGUUGACUCGGAAGGGCAGGGGCAGCUGGUGCUCUACAAUAACUAUGCGCAUGGGGACGAGGGGCCCGAGGUGUGGUAUGGGAAGAGGAGCUUGGUCAGGUUGGCGGCGUUGAAGAGGAAGUGGGAUCCGUUCGAACGGUUCAGUUUCUACCAUCCGGUUCCGGUG
Aspergillus aculeatus ATCC 16872 is the source of this 1461-nucleotide messenger RNA. RefSeq lists its product as uncharacterized. Gene Ontology annotation, molecular function: FAD binding; oxidoreductase activity. NCBI's taxonomy places the organism in Eukaryota, Fungi, Ascomycota, Eurotiomycetes, Eurotiales, Aspergillaceae. The transcript has 4 exons. The record is from RefSeq and is a predicted model, not a curated record. The annotation marks the transcript as partial.